AUGGCUACCCCAGAUAUUGGCAAGCUAGACCUUUCAGAUUCAGAUAAUGAAGACCUUUUUGCAUCCCCUUCCAAACUCUCAAAGGCUGAUCUCAAGGCUCUAAGCAAGAGUUCAGAAGGCAAUGCGCCGGCGCAAAGAAGUGGCGGGUCAAAAUACGAUGCUGAGACAGCAAGAGAAGCGGCUCUACAAAAGGAACUGGAAGGAGUUCGCAAUAUCAAUGAACUCAUAGAAGGAGUACUAGGCAGUCUUGAUCUUGCAAAGGGAAAUAUGGAUACAGUCUCACAAACGGUUACAUCCGCUUCAAUGCUACUUAAUACAUGGAUUCGCAUACUAUCACAGACGGAACAUAAUCAAAGAUUGAUUUUGAAUCCAAAUUGGCGGGGCGCAAGUCAGGAUGUUGCAGAUAUGGAGAACGAGCAGGUAUUGAAAGCUCAAGCUGCUGAACGUCGGGCUGCGGAGGAAGAGCGAAGAAGAGAGGCUGCAAGGCAAAGAGCGGAGGAUGAAGAACGGCAAAGACAAGCUGGCACAACAUCUCGUGGGACCCGAGGAGGAAGAGGCAGAGCUAGAGGAGGAGUAUUAAGACCUGGAAGUAUUAGCUCGUCAGGGUAUGGUCGUGGAAGCUCGACCGGCUCAAGCACAGGUACUGGCACAAGCAGAGGUGGAUCAGGUAUUGGACGAGGUAUUCCACGAGGCAGAGCACGAGGAGUACGAUGA
Messenger RNA from Botrytis byssoidea, 714 nucleotides. RefSeq lists its product as uncharacterized. Gene Ontology annotation, cellular component: DASH complex; mitotic spindle. The transcript has 2 exons. The record is from RefSeq and is a predicted model, not a curated record. NCBI's taxonomy places the organism in Eukaryota, Fungi, Ascomycota, Leotiomycetes, Helotiales, Sclerotiniaceae. The coding region runs from base 1 to 714 and encodes 237 amino acids. Gene Ontology annotation, biological process: mitotic cell cycle.